This is a messenger RNA of Cajanus cajan (pigeon pea), 1880 nucleotides long. Its product is annotated as transcription factor TCP7. NCBI's taxonomy places the organism in Eukaryota, Viridiplantae, Streptophyta, Magnoliopsida, Fabales, Fabaceae. Gene Ontology annotation, cellular component: nucleus. The record is from RefSeq and is a predicted model, not a curated record. Gene Ontology annotation, biological process: regulation of circadian rhythm. Gene Ontology annotation, molecular function: sequence-specific DNA binding; DNA-binding transcription factor activity.
AGGCGCGUGAGUUGGAGAAGGGAGAAGGGAGAAGGGAGAAGGGAGAAGAGAGAAGAGAGAAGAGAGAAGAGAGAAGAGGUGGAGCCCAGCACCCAUGUGCUCUCCUCCUGUCUCCACCAGCUCCUGCCGCUCAAUCAUUAGACCCCUGUUCCCUCAGCCUCAGCCUCACUAUUCUUUCUCCCUGCAACUGCAACAAACAAUCAACACUUUCUCACACACCAUGUCCACCUCCGACGCCACCACUAACCAGCCCCUCGCCGUCAAGAAGCCCCCCUCCAAGGACCGCCACAGCAAGGUCGACGGCCGCGGACGCCGCAUACGCAUGCCCAUCAUAUGCGCCGCCCGCGUCUUCCAGCUCACGCGGGAGCUCGGCCACAAGUCCGACGGUCAAACCAUCGAGUGGCUCCUCCGCCAGGCCGAGCCCUCCAUCAUCGCCGCCACCGGCACCGGCACCACCCCCGCCACCUUCUCCUCCGUCUCCCUCUCAGUUCGCUCCUCCUCCACUGACCACAAGCCCCAGUUGCUCGCUCCCACGCCUUUUAUCCUCGGCAAGCGCAUACGCACCGACGAAGACUCUUCCAAAGACGAGGCCGUUUCCGUGGGCCCCUCUCUCGUGGGCCCUUCCACCCCUCCCGGACUGUGGGCCCUCCCGGCCCGCCCCGAUUUCGGACAAAUUUGGAGCUUCGCCGCCGCUGCUCCCGAAAUGGUGGUGCAGCCCGCCGCUGUGUCGGUGUCACAGCAGCAACAACAGCAGCAGCAGCAACAGGCUUCGCUCUUCGCUCAUCAUCACCGACAACAGCAACAGGCCAUAGGAGAAGCUUCGGCGGCGAGGGUUGGGAAUUACCUUCCCGGCCAUCUCAAUUUGCUCGCUUCAUUGUCCGGUGGGCCUGGGAAUUCUGGUCGGAGAGACGAUGAGCCUCGUUGAUUUCAAGGGUGGUGAUUCGAGUUGGAAGAAAGUGGUGGUGGUGGUGGUGUUGUUUUUUUUUCGUAUAUAUAAAAUAUAUAUUCUCGUGGCUGUUGCUUUGUUGUGUGUGGAAAGCAGGAGAUUCUUAGGGUUAGGUUUUUAAUUUCUUAGUGUUGAUUGGAGAAGUCCAUCAAUUAGGGUUUUAUUUGGUUUGGGAAAUUAACUAGCUUUUUAGAAGUUGGGAAAUUUGUUUUUGGGGCUUUGUUGGAGGAGAGAGGAAAAAAGAGGGGAAUGUGGUGAUGGUAAUUUAAUUUUAGAAAUUGCUGCAGAUUGAAGCUUGAACUGGAAGUGUGCCAGUGAAAUGGGAUAUGUAAUGUUGUUGUGCUGAAAGAGGGUCGUCCAAGUUAAAGACAAUAAGUGGAAUGAUGGAUUGCAUUGUUGCUUAUGUUUCACUGUAGUGGUGGGUUUUGAGUUUUGAUUGACUGGGUCUACGGGUUUGGUGGUGGUGGCGGUUGGAGUUGUGGUAAUUAGUGCUUGCAAGCUUGUUUCUGAGGUGAGGGAAUUGUGUUUCCCAAGUUCAACUGUCACUCCCAGAUUGUUGGAGUACCCUACUUUUCAACAUGGGUUGAGAAUUCAUUUCUCUUGGCUGCUAUUGGGGCAUCUUUUGAGGGAUUUAAGGUGUGGAUUUGGCGCAGCUGAAUGCUGAUGGUGAGUUAGCUCUCUGUCUCUCUCUUCUCCACUUUCACGCUCCUUGAUGGUCUUUGUUGUUUUCAGAGGUGACUGGUGUGUGAAAGAUAAGAAAAAGAAAGCUCUGGUUGUACUCCGUGUUUGACUUCUGUUUUGAGAUUUUUAUCUAAUUCUUAGCCAUUUCUUAGAUUGAUCAGCGUGAGAAUAAUGUUUUCUUGUAUGUAAGUGGAUUGUUUUGGGGUGCCAGUGAUGUGAAUAAAAACCCAUCUGUUUCUCUCUUUACCACUUC